Neoarthrinium moseri is the source of this 1464-nucleotide messenger RNA. RefSeq lists its product as uncharacterized. Lineage: Eukaryota; Fungi; Ascomycota; Sordariomycetes; Amphisphaeriales; Apiosporaceae. The coding region runs from base 1 to 1464 and encodes 487 amino acids. The transcript has a single exon. The record is from RefSeq and is a predicted model, not a curated record.
AUGGCAAUCGCCAAUCACCUACCGCAACAAAUUGCGGGCUUCAUGCCUCGACGAAAUAUCCUUAUACCGACGCUGUGCAUCGUCAGCAUCAUCUUGAUAUGGUACCUCCAGGUGCCUCCAACGUCAGUGGAAUGGAGUAGCACUUCGAGAACCGGCGCUGAGCAAGCUGCCGCACCUCGUCCACCAUCACAGCCGCCGCCACCAGCGCAUCCCGUGAAACCCGAGCCGCCAGCCAAACCAGCAAAGCCUGUGACACCAGCACCACCAGCGAAUAUCGAUUUUGAUCUCUCCGAUCCCGAAGCCCCAUUUGUGGGCUGGCCACUACGGCGAGUUUGCGACGAAACGACCUGGGUGGAAGGGCUGGUCUACAUUUGCGACAACAACUCGGGCGGUGUUGGGAACAUUCGCAACUACAUUCAAACGUGUCUACGGUAUGCGAUCGAGGCUGGCGCAAGCGGACUGGUGGUCCCCAAGAUUCGGAAGCGAUCGGACAAGGAUCUGGCUGAUCUGUUCACCUCUUACCUCCCGCUAUCAUACAUGUUCGAUGAGCAGCACUUCAAGGAUGCGUUCCAGACGAACUGCCCACAGAUCACCCUCUACGAUGAGGUAACGGACAUCCCCAAUGUCCCUCUGGAUAUGGACAACAGACCGCGCAUCGAGGAAAUAGCUCCGAAGGACUAUGGCAACCGUAAGGGGUGUGACUGGAAAGACCAGAACCGCCAUACCGACCGCUUCGGUGACACUUUCCGCAUAUGGGUUGGAAAUGCAUCAUACGGUAUUCCUCCGUCGCGCGAGCAUCCGCGGCUGAUUCGAUUUAAAUGGGGCGUGCUUUGGGACUGGCAGAUUUGGCGCGAUGGGCCUGAGUUUGCUACAACAUUUGGUAGUGUUCUGAAAUUCAACAAGGAGCUCCUGCGUCUUGGGAAAAUCGCAUUGAAGAACAUGCAGAGCCUGGCACAGACCCAGGGAGCGCGAGAAGGGGACUUUCUAGGUGUGCAUCUCAGAACGGAAAACGACGCAUUAAACUUCUGGCCCGUGUACGACACUCAAGCUACGGGCUAUUUGCGCAAGGCAAAGGAAGGGAAUUACAAAGCUGCAUAUCUGGCCACUGGCAAUAUCACGGAGGCCAAGAAGUUCGAGAAGCAGGCGCUUGAGACUGCUGACAUGAAGGUCGUGACGAAACGAGAGCUGCUGGCCGGCGCAGACCUCGAGGCACUUGACGCGUUGAGCUGGGACCAACAAGGAUUGGUCGACUUCGUCGUGCUCCUAGGAAGCAAAUACUUUGUUGGGCCCAUGCCCAGUAGUUUCUCCGUCUUCAUGACAAUCAAGCGACAUCUGAAGACUGGCGGGUUAUACACAAGACCAUAUAAGACGGGCACAGAAGGAGACGGCCUUAGCUAUCUCGUCGGCCGAUACGAGCAAUACUGGGAGGACUGGCUAUUCAUGUUUGAUGGCAUGUGGCCCUGA